CGCCAACAGGAGACAGACACGGCAAGCCAUCAUGUUGAAGGCACUCGUAGCUGCUGCCCUCGUGGCUCUUGUAUCAGCCGACGGCAUUCCAGAUUUUGUAGCUCCUGGAAACUGUGCCAAAGUGGCAAAUCAAGACAACUUCGACCUUCGUAGAUAUGCUGGUCGCUGGUAUCAGGUAAAGAUCAUCGACAACGCCUACCAGCCAUACACUCGCUGCAUCCACUCCAACUACGACUACUCUGACUCUGACAACGGCUUUAAGGUGACCACAGCUGGAUUCAGCCCCAACAAUGAGUACCUCAGACUGCAGGGCAAGAUCUACCCGACAAAGGACUUCCCAACUGCCCACAUGCUUAUUGACUUCCCUACUGUUUUCGCCGCUCCCUAUGAAGUGAUCGAGACUGACUACGACAGCUAUGCCUGCGUAUAUUCUUGUAUUGAUACAGACAAAUACAAGUCCGAGUUCGGCUUCGUGUUCUCCCGUACUCCACAGAAGUAUUCCGCAGGAACGGCGUCGACUUUUCGUCUUUCAAUGUAGUUCCUCAUUCAUCCGAAUGUACUUACAGGACAUAGACAAAUACCAAUGCUCUGCACAAUAAUAAGAUACAAAUGUGA
Molecule: messenger RNA, 615 nt
Organism: Penaeus monodon (black tiger shrimp)
Lineage: Eukaryota; Metazoa; Arthropoda; Malacostraca; Decapoda; Penaeidae
Product: crustacyanin-A2 subunit-like
Molecular function (GO): pigment binding
Source: RefSeq, a predicted model, not a curated record